Messenger RNA from Chilo suppressalis (striped riceborer), 1832 nucleotides. The record is from the annotation of a GenBank genome assembly. NCBI's taxonomy places the organism in Eukaryota, Metazoa, Arthropoda, Insecta, Lepidoptera, Crambidae.
CUCCCUCAGACGAGGAACACACAUCUCUCACGCACAUGCAAAAAUAAUCUCAUAUCAAUGCAAAUUAUGACUGAAGGACGCGAUAUUAACAUCGGUUGAAACAUUUCCAACAGUUGUGUCACGCAUGUCUUAAAAUCACAGCGCCUACCGAAGCAGAACUUUGUCUGCUGAAACUCGUAUUGCGUUUACAAAUUCAACAGGCGCGUAAAUUAGUUAGUGCUUUCGGCUAUGUAAAUAAUAUUUAAGUAACGUUGAAUUUUAACGGUUUUCCUAAAAUCUAUUUUUACUGUUGGUAUAUUUAAACGUGUUGUCUGUUCAUAAAAUAAGUUUUGUAGUGUGUUCCUAACAAUGGAUUGUUGAUAAACGAUGCGUAAGCGUGUUAUAGAUGACUUUAAUGAGUAAUCCAAAUCAGUGAUCUUGUGCUCAAUGAAAACUCAAUUGAGAACUCUGAUUAUGUUAAAGUAAACAGAAGGGUGCAUUGAGGCCGCGGCGGCAGGAUGCUGAGCCCGAAGAUCCAGCGCGGCGUACGCAUCAACGACGGCCAGCUGACUGCGCUUUCCGACCGCGCACAAUACGACCACUCGCAGGCGGGCUACCUGCACAAACGUAGCUCGGACAACACCAAGUGGCAGCUGCGCUGGUUCAUUCUGUACCAGAAUCUGCUGUUCUACUACGAGUCGGAGAACAACACGCGGCCGACCGGGGUGCUGAUGCUGGAGGGCUCCUACUGCGAGCGGCUCAGCAAGGCGCCCAUGGAGAGGAACGCUUCGUUUUGCUUCAUAAUCUCCUACCGACGCGAGAGUCAGCGGCAGUACGAGCUGCGGGCCGCCUCCGAGGUGGACUGCGUGCACUGGGUGGACGCCAUCCGCGAGGCCAGUUUCAACAAGUUGCUACUCCAAAAGGAGGAGUUGGAGCAGAAGCAGCUGCAUUUGCUGCAAGUGGUGGAGAGCGAGCGUACCUCCCGCUGGCAGUACGCCCAGCAGUGCGAUGAGCUCGCUAACGAGGUUAAGAAGCUCAGAACCGAGCUGUGCACAUACAAGAAGGAGCAUGAACCCAGCACCCGAGCAGCGUCUACCACCAGUCUGUCUCCCACCGAUUCACCGGACAUUGAUCCGGCAGAACUAAGGAAAAUCAAAAAAGUUCAAAGCUUCUUCCGAGGAUGGCUGUGUCGGCGUCGAUGGAAGCAGAUUGUGGACCAGUACAUCAAGAGCCCACACGCGGAAAGCAUGAGAAAACGAAACAGCUUGGUGUUCAAAAUGGUGGAAGCAGAAGAGGAAUACCUUGAACAGAUGGAGAUAUUGGUAACCUGCUUCCUGCGACCUUUCAAGAUGGCGGCUAGUUCCAAGAAGCCCCCGUGCACCCACGAGGACGUCAACUCCAUCUUCCUGAACAGCGAGACGGUGCUGUUCCUCCACCAGAUCUUCUUCAAGGGGCUCACCUCCAGGAUGGAGUCUUGGCCCACUCUCGUACUAGGAGACCUAUUCGACAUGUUGCUGCCGAUGCUGAGCAUCUACCAGGAGUACGUGCGCAACCACCACUACUCGCUGCAGGUGUUGACCGAGUGCAAACAGACCCAGCCCUUCGCGCACCUGCUGUCGCGGCUCGAGACCAAGCCUGCCUGCCAGGGCCGCUCGCUCGAGACCUUCCUCACCUACCCGAUGCAUCAGAUCCCGCGGUACAUCAUAACACUGCACGAGCUGCUGGCGCACACGCCGCACGACCACGUGGAGCGGCGCAGCUUACAGCACGCGCGUGCGCAACUCGAGGAGCUCUCGCGGCAGAUGCAUGAUGAGGUAACCUAUCAAGCGAGCAGUUUAUUACAAUGUCUGUAA